AUGACAAUAACAACACAUAAUACUUCUUGGGCAGAAUCUAUUCCAUCUGCUCAAGGUUUAUAUAAUCCUGAAUAUGAAAAAGAUGCUUGUGGUGUUGGUUUUAUGGUUCAUAUAAAAGGCGAACGUUCUCAUAAAAUUUUAUCUGAAGCCAGUCAUAUCCUUUGCAACAUGACUCAUCGUGGUGCUAGUGGUGCUGAUAUUCGUGAUGGUGAUGGUGCUGGUGUUAUGACAGGUAUUCCUCAUCAGUUCUUUGUCAAUGAAACAUCGCGUGAAUUAGGUAUUAGAUUGCCUCAAGAAGGUCAUUACGCAGUAGGCAAUUUAUUUAUGAAGGGAGAACAAACAUCUAUUAUGGAAAGUCAAAAAGUAUUUGAACAGUUAGCAGAUGCCCUCCAUUUGAAGGUACUUGGUUGGCGUAAAGUACCUGUAGAUUCAACUAUCAUUGGUCCUGCUGCUCGUUCUAAGGAACCAGCUAUCAUGCAACCCUUUGUCAUCCUCAAUAAUGAUGUUGAAUUUGAUGAGCCUUACUUUGAGCGUCAGCUUUAUGUCUUGCGUAAACAUGCUACUCAUACAAUCACAAUGAAGAAAUGGUUUUAUGUCUGUUCACUUUCAAAUAAGAAUAUUGUCUAUAAAGGACAGUUGACACCUAAGCAAGUAUAUUCCUAUUUUCAUGAUUUAAAUAAUGUACAAUAUACCACUCAUUUUGCCUUGGUUCAUUCUCGUUUUUCAACAAAUACAUUUCCUUCUUGGGAUCGUGCACAACCUAUGCGAUGGUGUGCUCAUAAUGGUGAAAUUAAUACAGUACGUGGUAAUAAGAAUUGGAUGAGAUCAAGAGAAGGUGUGAUGACUUCAGAUACCUUUGGAAAUGAAUUAGAUCUCCUUUAUCCAAUUAUUGAGGAAGGUGGAUCUGAUUCUGCUGCAUUUGAUAAUGUACUCGAACUCUUGGUCAUCAACGGUGUCUUGACAUUACCUGAGGCUGUCAUGAUGAUGAUUCCAGAGGCAUGGCAAAAUAAUGAAGCCAUGAGUCCUGACAUGAAGGCCUUUUAUCGUUGGGCUGCUUCUUUAAUGGAACCCUGGGAUGGUCCUGCUCUGUUUACCUUUUCGGAUGGUCGUUACUGUGGUGCCUCAUUAGAUCGUAAUGGUCUUCGUCCUUGUCGUUACUAUUUAACUUCUGAUGAUAUCAUGAUCUGUGCCUCUGAAGUAGGUACCGUCUUUGUGGACCCUGAAACAAUUGUUGAAAAGGGUCGUUUAAAACCAGGUCGUAUGUUGUUGGUAGAUACGAUAAAAGGUAAAAUCGUAGAUGAUCGACAACUCAAGUUACAGACAGCUGCUAAACGUCCCUUCCGUGAAUGGAUUGAACGUCAAGCGAUUCAUUUGAAAGAGGUUGUGAAUCGAUAUGAUAAAGAACGGCAACAGCAACAAUAUGAAUUGGAUGAAACAACGGUUCAAACAGAUCCUCGUCUCAAGGCCUUUGGUUACACACUUGAACAAUUCAAUUUAAUCAUAGCUCCCUUAGCUUCUACUGGUAAAGAACCCCUGGGUUCGAUGGGCAAUGAUACCGCUCUAGCCUGUUUAGCUGAACAACCUCGUCUCAUCUAUGAAUACUUUCGUGAAUUAUUUGCUCAAGUCACAAAUCCACCUAUUGACCCCAUUCGUGAAGAAAUUGUCAUGUCACUUGAAUGUUAUGUGGGUCCAGAGGGGAACAUCUUGGAGAUAGCUGAGGAGCAAUGUCACAAGUUGGCUUUAUCUUCUCCCAUUCUAUCUAUGGACGAAUUGGCUGCAAUUCAACGUAUGGAUCAGCAUUAUGGUUGGAAGGUAGCUACGAUCGAUAUUACAUUUGAUAAGACAGAAGGUGUUGAAGGUUAUGUCAAUACCUUGGAACGUAUCUGUCAAGAAGUCUCAGAGGCUAUUCAAAAUGACUACAAAAUUCUUGUCCUCUCCGAUAGGGCCGUUAAUAAGGAUCGUGUUGCCAUCUCUAGUUUAAUUGCUGCAGGGGGUGUACAUCAUUAUCUGGUACGUACUAAGCAACGAAGUCGUAUUGCAUUGAUGGUUGAGACAGGUGAAGCAAGAGAGGUACAUCAUUUUUGUGUUCUAUUAGGUUACGGUGUAGACGCUAUCUGUCCUUACCUGGCUCUAGAGGCCAUACUCAAGUUACAUCGUGAGAGAGCUAUUAUCUCAAAUGAUUUAACACCCAAGCAACUGAUCUAUAACUUUAAAAAGGGGAUUGAUAAUGGUAUUCAAAAAGUCAUGUCCAAGAUGGGUAUCUCUACCUUGGCCUCUUAUAAAGGUGCACAAAUCUUUGAAGCCCUUGGGAUUGAUGAUUCCGUCAUUUCACGUUGCUUUUCAGGUACAGCGAGUCGUAUUAAGGGUGUUACAUUCGAUAUCUUUGCCUUAGAUGCCCUAACAUUACAUGAGGCCGGUUAUCCAUCUCGUAAUAAAGUUCAGCCUGUAUCAUUACCAGAAUCAGGUGAAUACCAUUGGCGUGAUGGCGGUGCUCCUCAUAUUGCCGAACCCAACGGUAUUGCAAACUUACAAGAUGCUGUUCGACAAAAGAAUCAAUCCUCCUACGAUGCCUAUUCACGUAAUGCUUAUGAAGCUAUCAAGAGAUGUACCCUGAGGGGUCUGUUGGAAUUUGAUUAUGAGAAUUCAAGGCCUAUACCCCUGGAGGAGGUGGAAAGUUGGGAUAAGAUUGUGAAAAGAUUUGUAACAGGUGCCAUGUCGUAUGGUUCUAUCUCGAUGGAGGCUCACUCAUCUUUAGCUAUCGCCAUGAAUCGUUUAGGUGGCAAGUCUAAUACAGGUGAAGGUGGUGAAAAACCUGAACGCUCUAUACCAUUAGAGGAUGGCUCCUCAAUGCGUUCUGCAAUCAAACAAGUCGCCUCAGGUCGUUUUGGUGUCACGAGUUUCUAUUUAUCUGAUUCAGAUGAAUUACAAAUUAAGAUGGCACAAGGUGCAAAGCCGGGUGAAGGUGGUGAAUUGGCUGGUUCCAAGGUCUCAGAGGAGAUUGCGUCUACUAGAAAGACAACACCUGGUAUUGGACUUAUCUCUCCACCUCCACAUCAUGACAUUUACUCUAUUGAAGAUCUUAAACAGUUAAUCUAUGACUUGAAAUGCGCUAAUCCAAGAUCGCGUGUCUCUGUCAAACUGGUAUCUGAGGUCGGCGUUGGUAUUGUGGCUGCUGGUGUAGCAAAGGCAAAGGCAGAUCAUAUUUUAAUUUCAGGUCAUGACGGUGGUACCGGUGCCUCUCGUUGGACAGGUAUUAAAUAUGCUGGUUUACCUUGGGAGUUGGGUCUUGCCGAGACACAUCAAACAUUGGUGCUGAAUGAUUUGCGUGGUCGUGUGAUAGUCCAGACAGAUGGUCAAAUCAAGACAGGUCGAGAUGUGGCGAUUGCCUGUUUAUUAGGUGCUGAAGAAUGGGGUUUCGCUACUACACCUCUUAUCGCUCUCGGAUGUAUCAUGAUGAGAAAAUGUCAUUUAAACACAUGUCCUGUAGGUAUCGCUACACAAGAUCCUGAGCUUCGCAAGAAAUUUGAAGGUACCUCUGAGGAUGUGAUUAACUUCUUUUAUUAUCUGGCUGAGGAGAUGCGUGGUUACAUGGCCAAGUUGGGUUUCCGAACCGUCAAUGAGAUGGUAGGUCAUGCGGAAAGACUCAAGGUGAACGAAUCCUUAAGGACCUUCAAGACGGCUAACCUUGAUCUCUCUCCAAUCCUUACACCUGCUGCCUCUCUUAGACCUGAUGUAGCAAAUUACUGUAUUACCAAACAAAAACAUAACUUGCAUAUUCGUCUUGACAAUUACUUUAUUGAAGAGUCUGAAGCUGCUCUUACGAAUAGCCAGCCUGUUAUGAUUGAAGCAGAUGUCGUUAAUACUGAUCGCGCCUUGGGGACAACACUCUCUUAUCAUGUCUCUAAACGUCACGGUGAAGCUGGUUUACCACCUAAAACGAUUCAUAUUAAACUUAGGGGCUCAGCGGGUCAAUCCCUGGGUGCCUUCUUGGCUCCUGGCAUCUUUAUUGAGCUUGAAGGUGACUCUAAUGAUUAUGUUGGCAAGGGUUUGUCGGGUGGAGAGAUCGCUAUCUAUCCUCCCAAGAAUUCAACUUUCAAGUCGGAAGAAAAUAUCAUUGUAGGUAAUGUCUGUCUUUACGGGGCAACAAGUGGACGUGCAUUCUUUAGAGGUAUUGCAGCAGAACGUUUCUGUGUUCGUAACUCAGGUGCUUCUGCUGUCUGUGAGGGUGUAGGCGAUCAUGGUUGUGAAUAUAUGACAGGUGGUCGUGUUGUGAUUUUAGGAUCCACAGGUCGUAACUUUGCUGCAGGUAUGUCCGGUGGUAUUGCCUAUGUUUUAGAUAUCUCUAGCGACUUUAAGGAAAAUGUCAACAGAGAGAUGGUUGAAUUAGAAACUGUGAAUGAACCUGAACGUAUUGCUGAACUUCGUGAUUUAAUUGAGGAUCAUCAUCAUUAUACAGGAUCUCAAGUAGCGGAUCGUGUUCUUAAAAACUUUAAUGAAUAUCUACCCAAGUUUGUCAUGGUGAUGCCUACUGAAUACCGAGCUCUCUUGGAAAGGGAGAAGUCCCCUAAAAUCAAACAACAAAAUUUAUGUGAGAACUUGCACAAGAAAGUUGAACCUAUUGUUGAGGACUUGGAAGAUAGCGUAUUAGGUGAAGAAGUGAUUUUAGCUCGUCGUGCUAAACUUGACAAGGUACGUGGCUUUAUGAAGUAUAAGCGUAGAACAGAUAGAUACCGUGAUGCUAAAAAGCGUACCUUGGAUUGGGAGGAAAUCAAUCAUCGUUUAACACGUUCUCAAUUACAUGAGCAAGGCGCUCGUUGCAUGGAUUGUGGUGUCCCCUUCUGUCAAUCUGAUACUGGUUGUCCUAUUGGUAAUAUUAUUCCUAAAUGGAACGAGCUUGUCUAUAAAGAUAAUUGGAAAGAUGCCUUAGAUCGUCUUUUAAUGACUAACAACUUUCCUGAAUUUACUGGUCGUGUUUGUCCUGCUCCUUGUGAAGGUGCUUGUGUAUUGGGUAUUAAUGAACCUCCAGUAGCUAUUAAGAGUAUUGAGUGUGCAAUUAUUGAUCGUGGUUUCGAGCAAGGCUGGCUUGCUCCAAAACCUCCAGUUCAACGUACUGGUAAAAGAGUAGCCAUUAUCGGUUCUGGUCCAGCAGGUUUAGCAGCUGCUGAUCAACUUAAUAAAGCAGGACAUCUUGUUACUGUCUAUGAUCGUAAUGAUCGUAUUGGUGGUUUACUUAUGUAUGGUAUUCCAAAUAUGAAGCUUGAUAAAAAGAUUGUUCAGCGACGUGUUGAUCUUUUAGCAGCAGAGGGGAUCCAAUUUGUUCCUAAUGCUCAUGUUGGUGUUGAUGUGGAUAUUCAUAAAAUUCGAUCUCAGAAUGACGCACUCAUUAUUGCUACAGGCGCUACUUGGCCUCGAGACCUCAAGAUUCCAGGUCGUGAAGCAGAUGGUAUUCAUUUCGCUAUGGAAUUUCUUCAAGCCAAUACCAAGAGUUUACUUGAUUCAGGUUUGAAAGAUGGCCAUUAUUUAUCAGCAAAGGGCAAGCAUGUGAUUGUGAUUGGUGGAGGUGAUACCGGUAAUGAUUGUAUUGGUACCUCUGUCCGUCAUGGAUGUAAAUCAGUGAUUAAUUUUGAAUUAUUACCACAGCCACCUGAGACACGUGCAGCCUCAAACCCUUGGCCUCGUUUCCCAAUGGUCUUUAAAGUGGACUAUGGUCACUCUGAAGUUCGUGAACAUUUUGGUAAAGACCCUCGUGAAUAUUGUGUUCUUUCAAAAGAAUUUGUUGUCGAAGAUGGCCAUGUAAAAGGUAUCAAGACGAUACGUGUUGAAUGGACAAAGGAUGAAGCAGGACGCUGGACGAUGGCUGAAAAGCCUGGAACAGAGCAAUACUUUGAAGCUGAUCUUGUAUUGCUUUCUAUGGGGUUCUUGGGCCCUGAAGAAGCAAUUAUCAAGCAAUUAGAAAUUAAACAGGAUGGUCGAUCGAACAUUGAGACACCCAAGGGACAAUACGUUACUUCAAUACCUGGUGUAUUUGCUGCAGGUGAUUGCCGUCGAGGUCAGUCAUUGAUUGUUUGGGGAAUUAAUGAAGGGCGAAUGUGCGCGCGUGAAGUGGAUUACCAUUUAAUGGGAAAUACUUAUUUACCUGUGACGGGUGGUAUUCAACAACGUAUCUUGCCUAAACUUGCAACUGGAGUGGCUGCCUAA
Messenger RNA from Cokeromyces recurvatus, 6198 nucleotides. RefSeq lists its product as uncharacterized. The record is from RefSeq and is a predicted model, not a curated record. NCBI's taxonomy places the organism in Eukaryota, Fungi, Mucoromycota, Mucoromycetes, Mucorales, Mucoraceae. Bases 1 to 6198 code for a protein of 2065 amino acids. The transcript is spliced from 4 exons. Gene Ontology annotation, molecular function: iron-sulfur cluster binding; FMN binding; flavin adenine dinucleotide binding.